This is a messenger RNA of Arabidopsis thaliana (thale cress), 1516 nucleotides long. Its product is annotated as ribosomal RNA small subunit methyltransferase G. Bases 823 to 1323 code for a protein of 166 amino acids. The transcript is spliced from 4 exons. Lineage: Eukaryota; Viridiplantae; Streptophyta; Magnoliopsida; Brassicales; Brassicaceae. The record is from RefSeq and is marked reviewed.
UUUUAUGUGUUUUCUUUGACCCAUUACACAAUUUACUUAGUGCCACAAGUCAUUACCCAUUUCCUGCAUAAGUCUGCUUCCAUCUUCAUCACUGCUGUCUCAACCCAACACACUCACAUCCAAAAAAGCAAAUUUUGCCUUUUAUUUUAAUUUUUGUUUUCUUUUUUCUUUUCUUUCCUUCUCACAACAACAACAACAACAACAACAACAACAGCAACAACAUGAUGUGUCCUUCUUUUCUGCUUCUUUGUCCUUCUCUGACUUCUCCUCACAUUGAUAUUAGACUUCUACACGAAACCCAGAACCUUCCUCUUUCUCAUUUCUCUCUUUCCUCUGUUUUCAUCUUUUGCUCUUCAUCUCUCUCUUUCUCUCCUUGUGUGAUUCUGUAAUUUACUCAUCUGAUGAAUCCAACUCACGGAGAUUUCACUCCCUUGAACUCUAAUCAUUUCGAGGAUCCAAAGGUCAGGUUUAGGCAUCAUAGCCUUAUGCAAGACUAUGGAGAAUUGCAUAUGAUUGAUCUGGGCUCAGAGCUACUCGGAAAACCCGGAAAAAGGAACAACUUUCUUCUUUAAAAUAAUAGAAAGAAGAAACUUUUAAGUUUAAUUGCUUCUGCUUCCUUAACAAAGUUAAUUACUUAUUAAGAUUUCUAUGUGUAGUUAGUUAUGCAAAUCUCUAUUAGUCUUAACUCUUAAACAUAGUUUUAGGAUUUAAAACCUUGUUGUGUACAUAUUAUCAGCUCGAUACUCUGAUCUUUGAGAUCAUUUGGUUAUGAGCUUUUGUUAACGUGUGUUGGUUGAUUAUAUACACUAGGAAACCGAAGCUAUGAGAAAAAGGUUACAGGCAGUGCGAGAAAGAAAGGCAACACUAAUGGCUGAAGUCAGAUUUCUGCGACGGAGAUACAGACAUUUGAGACAAGACCAGCCACAAGAGAUUAAAAAGGUCAGAAGAUCAAAUGGUGGGAAGAAGAUCCGAGUGGAAGUGUCUCCUAGUAACAAAAGUGAGGCGGAAACUAAGCAUGUUUCGCUUCCUGACUUAAACCACUCGGAAAAGGCUCACGAUGAAACCAAAACCAGUCCUAAGAGAAGAGUUCCUUUGUUUGAUCUAAAUCAGAUAUCUGGAGAAGAAGAGCAAGAAACAGAGGCAGUGGACAAUAAUCAAGAGAACACGAGAGUUGAAGAAAGUAAUUCAUGUAAGAGAUUAAUGAUCAGUAGCAUUGAGAUGCAGCAGAAAGAUGUGAAGCCAUCUUCUUGCAGGAAUGGCGGAAACGGAUCAAAUAAGAGGAAAAUUUCAUGGCAAGAUCCUGUCGCAGCUCUCAGAGUCUAAAAUAAGAAGACGGAACCUUUUGUUCCUCCUCAUAGAUCUUGUUGUAACAUAGCUUCACAUCAAAGUUAGCUUGCUUAUUUACUUAUCUUGAUUGAACAACAUAUCCAAUUGUGACUUGAAAACUUAAAAACCUUAUCCAAUGGUGGCUUAUUGCAAACGUGACAUUUCUAUACCGAAACAUGUGUCAGCAAAC